This is a messenger RNA of Mesorhabditis belari, 1491 nucleotides long. NCBI's taxonomy places the organism in Eukaryota, Metazoa, Nematoda, Chromadorea, Rhabditida, Rhabditidae. The record is from the annotation of a GenBank genome assembly.
AUGACGGUCUCCGACGAGGAGGCUCAAAAGCAGAAUCUCUUACCAGCCACAGAUCAUCCGAAUACGAUCGAAUUCUACAAUUCACGAUCUCGCGUUUUCCACGAUGAUGAAGAAGACAAAAUUGUUUUCUAUUUUGAUUACAAAAAGGAAGGAAACGAUCAAGAAGAAAUUAUCAAUUGGCAGAAGUUAAAAGAAUUGAAAGACAAGAAGCGUUGGGGAGUGAUCAGACACCCGUUGGUACUCAAUUUUGUCAAUGAGAGAUUAUUGGAUUGUGCCGGUUUCUACACCUUCCAUAUGCUUACUUAUUUCUCCUUUCUUUUAAUCCUUUCUUCACAUGUUUUCUCGAGAACUCGCUUUAAAGAUUGGCUUAUUACUGGAUAUCUUGCUUUAUUUCUUUUCUUUAUGUUAAUCAAAGGAGCUAUCAAAGUCCAAAUCUCAACUGGUGUCUCUUGUUGGUUCGCCAUCGCUUAUGCUUUCAAUUUCCUCACCUAUGCGGCCACAUUUGCUUAUGUUUGGUUACCAACUGUAUUCAAAUAUGAUGAUUAUCAUCCAGAAGUCAAGAGUAUAAUCUUAUGGUUUCUCCCAAUUGUUGCGAUCAUUUCGGCGUGGGUGAAUUUCUUGUACAUUCUCCGGAAAAGCCCCUAUGGAAUCUAUAUUUUCAUGAUGGUUCGAAUUCUUCGAUCGUUUGGACAUAUAGCCACCAUUUGGAUCCCAACACUGAUUGCUUUCUCUUUCGCUUUUCAUCUAAUCAUGAGAGACUCGGGAAUCGAGCCAUGGAUGAGUGUGGAACAGGAUACAAACUCAACGAUGAUUCACAAAUUGUUCAUCAUCUUACAAGCGAUCACCAAAACAUCGACAAUGAUGAUCGGUGAAGUAGACGCAAAUGACAUUCUCGGAACGAAACAAUGGAUUCCCUCAAUUCUCGUGCUGGCUUUCGAAAUCAUCACCGUUAUUUUGCUCAUGAAUCUCAUGGUCUCACUUGCUGUUGGUGAUGUGAGUGAUCUCAGGAAUUCGGCUCAAGAUAAACUGCUCAAAAUUAAGGUCAGUUUUGUGAUCGAGGCGUUGCAACUCAGCCAGGCAUUGCCAAGCACUCUUCCAGAUAGAUGGUUAUUGUACAAGAAAAAGACAAAAAACGUGUUGGUCGUUGACCGAGAUGAGAACUAUUUUACCGUGAUGCGCUCGAAGAACGAUUUUCGCACCAAGACCGGUGAGUCUCGGAGUCCAACUCGAACUCCAGCAGCUGUGCGAGAUCAAGUCUAUCGAAUGUCAUUCACAAAUCCCCGAAUGAGGGUUCGAGUACAGAAGCAACAUCUCGUUGGAAGGCAUCAAAUGGUUCAUUUAGAAGAUUGUCAGAUCGUUUUCACUGAAUCUCCCGAUUCGGGAAUUCCCCGUUGGGAGGAAGAGCCAACAAAUCCAUCGGAUCAAGAUAAUUGGACACGAAAAUACGCUAAAUGGUUGAUUGGACUUGAUUGGAUUGGAUAUCUGGAUCUA